Molecule: messenger RNA, 618 nt
Organism: Mytilus trossulus (common blue mussel)
Lineage: Eukaryota; Metazoa; Mollusca; Bivalvia; Mytilida; Mytilidae
Product: large ribosomal subunit protein eL31-like
Exons: 5
Coding region: 105-482 (125 amino acids)
Biological process (GO): cytoplasmic translation
Cellular component (GO): cytosolic large ribosomal subunit; ribosome
Molecular function (GO): structural constituent of ribosome
Source: RefSeq, a predicted model, not a curated record
GUUGUUAUCGUAAGAGUACUUUGGUAGUUAGAUGGACUCUUGUUUGUCCAACGUUACCUCCCUUGGUAGCAACUUCCUUUUCCGUUUAUUAACACAUUGAAAAAAUGGCUCCCAGAAAAGGUGCUGGCAAGGGUGAGAAAAAGAAGAAGGUGACAAACGAGGUCAUCACAAAAGAAUGCACCAUUAACAUACACAAGAGAAUCCAUGGAAUUGGAUUUAAAAAGAGGGCCCCCAGAGCCAUCAAAGCUGUCAGACAAUUUGCAGAGAAGAUGAUGGGAACCCCUGAUAUCAGAAUUGACACAAGACUGAACAAACACUUGUGGUCUAAGGGAGUUAGGAGCGUCCCCUUCAGAGUAAGAGUACGUCUGGCUAGAAAGAGAAACGACGAUGAAGAUUCUGUUCACAGACUGUACACACUCGUCACAUUUGUACCUUGUGCAUCAUUUAAAGGAACACAUACUUUGAAUGUGGACAGUGAAUAGACUGUAAUAAAGAAAAAAUCAAAAAAAAAAUGUUUGUUUUUGUACUAGCAAUUUCCUUUUCAAAUCAACACAAAGCCUAAUGGGAGACAACACAAUAUUCCAUGGCGAUUAUUUUUCAUUUGAUAUUUUUAGACCA